UUGAACUUGACAGGUGCACGUGUGUUUUGUUGACAAACACCAUCAAUGACAGCAUUUAUCAUGUUUAUGCGUUAGUUGCCAAGUCAUGCAACUUUUUUUGCUCAGUAGUGGUUCGGCAGUGUUUUACCGAUUGGUUUUCUUGUAUUGUGUACAUCAUUUAUGGUUGAAUUAGAGAAACAAAUCGACAGAACAUUUUUUGUGAAAUUUACCCUUGAAUUUUAAAUAUGCAACCUGUGAAGCUAGUCACUCUGGAUGUGACAAACACAGUUAUACGAGUUGUUGGAGGCGUUGGCUUUCAGUACGCUAAUGUAGCAAAAGUACACGGAGUAAAACUGAACCCUGACGACGUCAGUCGAGCAUUUCGACAAAAAUGGAAAGAACACAAUAAACUUCAUCCUAUCUUUGGGAGCAAAAAUGGUUUGACAUCCCGCGAGUGGUGGAACGGUCUGGUAAAGAAAACACUUACACAGAGUGGAAUGGAUCUAGAGGAUGAUGCACUAGGUACAGUUUCUCUAGAGAUCUGCAAGCAUUUUGAAACUGAGGGCUGGAUGUUGAUUCCACAGUCAGUCCGAGUGUUACAGGAACUGAAGGAGAGGAACCUGACAGUGGGGGCUGUAUCAAACUUUGACGAUACUCUAGAAAGUGUCUUAAAAAGGAUGUCUAUUCAUCAUUACUUUGACUUUGUUCUUCCUGCAUGGACUGCAGGCUGUGCUAAGCCAGACCCAGAAAUCUACCUCCAAGCUCUGGAUGCUGGUGGAGCAACCGCUGCCGAGGCCAUUCAUGUAGGGGAUGAUCUUCAAAAUGAUUAUCUGGGACCUAGAAAAGUCGGAAUCAGGAGCAUUUUAUUUUGUCCAAAUGCCUCCAAUAUUCCAACAGAUGUGGACUGCUCUAUUACAGAUCUGUACGAUAUAUUUAAAUAUUUAUAAAUUGAGAGCAUUCCUUUACCGGUAUUUUGUUUCUUCUUAUAAAUAAUGAAAGAUGAUAUCAUUAAAACCAAAUAACUCACUAGUAUUUAAGCUGAUCAAAACUAACAUUUGAAUUCUGCAUAUUCUCAAAUACCACUUAAGUUACGGUACUAUUUUUAAUUACGAGCUGUUUGACACAACAUUUCAUAAUACAUGUACAGCCAACCCUGUCAUUUUGAACUCAAUGGGGCAGAGAUAAAGCUUCGUGUUAUUAAAUAUUUUAAGAUUUAUAGGUAAAAUGUGCAUAAUAAACCAUGGUUGGAAUUUCCAACCACUUCAACAUAUCCAGGUUAUUCAAUUUGAUUUUCAAAAUAAAGAAGUUAAACUCCGUAUUGGUGUAUGAAAUAUUAUACUGGCCUACAGCAGCUUUAAUUCUUUCUUAAAAUCCAAUACAGUAUUCUGUAUUAAAAGAAGAUCUGGGUGCUCAACACUUUAAAAUUCUUUCAUACUUUAGUGUUUAGUCUUUUGCUUAACAUCCGUUAGCUUGGUGGUGUUCCACACUUGAACUUCAGAUCCUCGCAAGAAACCACUUUGGUAUUCCAGAUUCAUUUACCAAUAAGAACAAAACGAAUUCAUUUUAUAUCACUUUAAUUUAUUAUGUUGUAUAUUACAUGAUCUGUACACGACAUGACUGGUUUAUGACCUAUUAAUUCUAUACAGUUUACAGUUGUAGCUACUACACAGAUUGGUUUUCAAGAUCUUGGCUUAAAUAUUAAAUCUGAGAAGUAACAAAUCUGAUUCUCUUUAAUAUCUUUUAUUCAAAAUUUUUCAGUUUCCCCUUCAUUCAUAACCUUGAAACCCACCCUCUUUUUGUCUGAAGAUUAUGAGCAAACUAUCACACAACAAAUAAACCAUUUUUUUUCUACUAAAUGCUUAAAUGCACAAGAAAUAUCAAUUUCGCUAUCAAGAGUGCACACUUGUGAACCUAGAUAAGACUAUGUAUCAAGUCUAUCCACAUUCAUAGUCUACCAAUAUCAAAUUAUAUAAAUUAUCAUAUUCCAUACAACUGAUUGAAGUGACAGUCUUCUUCAUUGUUUUAUGUAGAGUUAUUUUGAAAUUGCAAAAAAAAAAAAAAAAAAAAUGAUGAAAAUU
Messenger RNA from Magallana angulata, 2057 nucleotides. RefSeq names its product haloacid dehalogenase-like hydrolase domain-containing protein 3. The transcript has a single exon. Lineage: Eukaryota; Metazoa; Mollusca; Bivalvia; Ostreida; Ostreidae. The coding region runs from base 225 to 926 and encodes 233 amino acids. The record is from RefSeq and is a predicted model, not a curated record.